This is a messenger RNA of Penicillium verhagenii, 423 nucleotides long. RefSeq lists its product as uncharacterized. The record is from RefSeq and is a predicted model, not a curated record. The transcript has a single exon. Bases 1 to 423 code for a protein of 140 amino acids. NCBI's taxonomy places the organism in Eukaryota, Fungi, Ascomycota, Eurotiomycetes, Eurotiales, Aspergillaceae.
AUGGCGCAACUGUCCCGUAAGCGAAGACAUCAGAUCGACAGUGCUGUCGAGAGACACCCCCUUCGGAAGCAUAUGUCCGACACACGAUUGGAGUUCACCAUGGGGGUAGCCGCCAGCAGCUCGCAGCCACCAAGGCGCACCAAAACGAGCACCCGGAUCAAGUCUUCUGACAAGUCACGCCGGGUCCAUCUACGGCUGGUGCAGCCGGACCGGAACCAAGAUGUUGCAGAAACUGCAUGGUGGACAGAUUCCAAGCUCGGGAUCAUAGCCCGCCCCCGGGUGGUGCACCCCCGGUUGGUGUCAGAUCACGGACCAGUCGCGGUCGUAGAAUUGAAGGAUCGUGAUGCGUGGCUGAAGUGCUUGCGACCCAGGGGUAGACCGCCAGCAGCCCUGAUGCACGAUGUUGGGCAGGACAAAGUGUAG